AGUGUUGACUGAAGCCCAGACACGACAACUACGCAUCUGAAGCCAGAGUUCCGACAGACCAGCAGUGUCAAAAUGGACCGUUUGUCCUUGGAUGAAGGCGUACCAGAGCAACGCAAAACUCAAGGAAGAAGACGUCGAGAAUCUGAAAGAAUGGCUUAUUAAGCAGUAUCAUCUACCAGCCAUUUCAGAGAAGAAGAUGAUCAUGUUCCUGCAUGCGUGCGACUACAUGAUGGAAGCCACGAAACGAACCAUAGACAGCCACUACACGAUCAAGACCCAGUUCCCCGAACUGUGGAGCGACAUGGAUCCAAUGCUACCGGAACUACAGCGCGCGAUGCAGGUUAUGCAGUGCGCGCAGAUGCCGUCCAGGGACGCCCGCGGCCACCUGGUGCUCGUCAUGCGCCUCAGCGACGCCGACGCCUCGCGAUACUCGCACGUCGAGGUCGCCAAGACGCAGGUCAUGCUCAUGGAGCUGGUGCUGUGGCUGCACGGUCCCUUCUGCCCGGGGCUCGUCGUGGUCGUCGACGAGAAGCUGUCCACCUUCGGCCACGCCGCCCGCACCAGCAUGUCCGCUUUGCGCAAACACUUCACCUUCCUCAAGGAAGGAUUCCCUGGAAAAAUAGUUGGUUUUCACGUUAUCAACUGUGUGUCAAUUGCUGAGAAAGUCGUGUCCUUAAUAAAGCCUUUCGUAAAGAUAGAUUUACUGGACAAGCUGAAAUUCCAUCGUGGUGGUCUUGACUCGCUCUACAAAUAUAUCCCUCAAGAAAUACUUCCAUUCGAGUACGGCGGGAAUGCGGGAUCCUUCGAAGAUCUGCACAAAAAAACGAUGGAGGUGAUGAUGCAGCAUCGUGAUUGGUUCUUGGAAGAAGAGAAACUGCGAGUGGACGAAUCAAAGAGGACUAGCAUGGACAAAAAUUCAAAAACAAAAUCUGUGAUAUCUGGUUCCUUCAAGAAGCUAGAUAUUGACUGAAGAGACUCUUACGAUACACUUUUAUUUUUCCUUUGAGCUAAUUAAAGUUCUGUAAUAAUGUUAAAACAA
Messenger RNA from Bacillus rossius redtenbacheri, 1039 nucleotides. Its product is annotated as alpha-tocopherol transfer protein-like. Gene Ontology annotation, molecular function: phosphatidylinositol bisphosphate binding. Gene Ontology annotation, cellular component: membrane. NCBI's taxonomy places the organism in Eukaryota, Metazoa, Arthropoda, Insecta, Phasmatodea, Bacillidae. The transcript is spliced from 7 exons. The coding region runs from base 92 to 970 and encodes 292 amino acids. The record is from RefSeq and is a predicted model, not a curated record.